Messenger RNA from Camelus dromedarius (Arabian camel), 2866 nucleotides. RefSeq names its product apolipoprotein M (gene APOM). NCBI's taxonomy places the organism in Eukaryota, Metazoa, Chordata, Mammalia, Artiodactyla, Camelidae. Bases 2180 to 2746 code for a protein of 188 amino acids. Gene Ontology annotation, molecular function: lipid carrier activity; phospholipid binding. The transcript is spliced from 6 exons. Gene Ontology annotation, biological process: cholesterol efflux; high-density lipoprotein particle assembly; high-density lipoprotein particle remodeling. The record is from RefSeq and is a predicted model, not a curated record. Gene Ontology annotation, cellular component: low-density lipoprotein particle; high-density lipoprotein particle; very-low-density lipoprotein particle.
GCACCGCCCCACCCCCGCCGGCGGUGUUCCUUUCUCCCGUGCGCGCGCUUGAGCAGUAGGGAGUUGUGGUGGCCACUAUAAAUGCCUGAAAAAAUUAAUUACCAUAUGGGACUCUUCGACUGCCUGGAGAGGUGCACUGAACGGCUGUAUGGAUCUUGGAGUUGGGAGACUGGAGACUAUGUCUCGCCAAUCUAUGUGAACGUCUUGGCCUGCAGAGAAUUUGAGGUGGCACUGUCCUGGCCACCUAGAAUUCUGUCCGCCUCUCACUAUCCCCCUCGCUGCGACACUCUUUCCGCGCCUCCGGAAGUCACUCUUUACCUAGGCAGUUGGAGGUGGUUCUCGAGCUGACUUGCGUGUGGUGGCGUCGUUGGGCUCGAGCUCGGUUUCGCCCGGUGGGCAUCUUGCGAGUUUGGGCGCCAUGUUCUUCCUCUGCGGUGUGCGGCCGAGGGGACACGCCAUGUUUUGGAGAAGCUAAGGAUUUACUACCUUUCAAGACUUUUGUCUGAAAAAAAAAAAAAAAAGGACGCCUCCGAGUUUGGGAGUUGGGAGCAAAUGGAGUCUGACUGAACCGAAACACAAGGCUCUGACCCUGGGGGAUUAAAAGGGCCGCCUGAAGGCUUUUGCGCGCCGGGAGCCGCGGGGGUUACUGUCCCUGUGUCCUCUUCUGUCUCCACUCUUCGGGCAAGGGCCUCGGCCCGCGGUCCUGCCGGGGUGCCUGCCUUCGUGCCCAGCUUUUCUGGGAUUUGUAGUUUAUCCCCAAGGCCCAGUACUGUUUCAAUUAAGAGUUCUAAUAAGCACCUAUUUAGUGAGCCCCUGGUUUGUGUCAGCCAAUUUGCUGAGGAGUUCAGGUACUGUCAUUUAAAAACCUUUCAACAUUUGAGACGGUUAUUACAUCCAUCUUUAGGCGAAUGUAAGUGGCAGAACCGACAAAUCCAGGCCUACCAGACUCCUUUGGGUCAAACACUUAUACUGUAGUGCCCCCAUAACUUGUAUUUUAGUUUUUUAUUGUAAAAAGAUGUCAAACAUGACUCCAUAACAAUACAAUGAAACCUCAAAUACCCAUCACCCAAAUUUUGUUCUUUUAACUAAAUCAUAAGCCCAUAGCAAGCCUCACCUCUGAGAACAAAUCUUUAUGACAGUCUGUGGGUUAUAAAGGAAGCCCCAAUUUUCAUUGCAUUAACUGCUCCACCCACUUGGCACUACCCAAUGACUACCUCUUGAUAAUUCUUUCCUUACCUCCUGUUGAGAACUUAAUACCCACCAGAGACUAUAAUAAGUGCUUUACAAUCAUUAGUAUUAAUUAUAGCGAAUAUUUACUUUGGACUUAACCAUGUGCAGGCCGUUGCUAAGGGUUUUAUGUGCAUUCUCUCUUUUAAUCGAAUGAGACCAAUGAUUUGCUAAUUUUACAGAUGAAAAAGCAGGCAUAAAGAUGAAUAAAAUUGUACAAUAUCUAAUAAGUAGUAGAUUCACUCUCCUGACCCCAAUGUCUAUUCAUUUUAACCACUAGGUUACAUGGAUUCUUACUCGUAGUAAUAAACCAGAGAAUGAAUUCAUGUGUCGGCAGACUUUUCGGGGGAGGGGGUAUACAUAUUGCCUCCCCAAUUAUCAGCUUCAGAGAGAAAGCCUCCCAUUCAUCAUGCUCUAGCACUUGGUUCAUACCUGUUCUAAAGCACUUACCAGGUUGUACUAAAAUGAUUUGUUUACAUAGCUAGUUUUCCUCUGACUGAUUCUUCAAGGCCAGGAACUGUCUUACUCAUUUUUAUGUUCCCAGGGCUUAGCCAGUUCCUAACAAACAGCUGGGACUUAAAAACAGUUUGCUGAGUGAAUGUAUGAAAGAAUCAAUCCACCUCUCUUCAGUGCUGCACAGCGCAGCAGAUAUCCAGGGUUGAAAGACCACAGGCUUCUACCUGGAGGGCUCAACUCUCCUUAAAACUCCUGAGAAAUCCUGGACAUGCCAGGAUGUAUUGUGAAGUGGUUACAUUCAGUAGAGGAGAAGACCCAAACACUGUAAGUAAUCCAGGCUUGGGCUGGAAAACAAGGUUGAAGUUACUCAUUAGCAGGUGAAGGAUCAAGGGUCAAGGCAAGGGGGCUGGAAGCAGAGUGGACUGAGCAGCCAGUGGGGGAGAACAGUUAAGACACCAGCCACUCCAGGCAGAGCACCAGCUCCUCCUUCCUGAAGAUGUUCCACCAAAUUUGGGCAGCUGUACUCUACCUCUAUGGCAUUCUUCUUAACUCCAUCUACCAGUGCCCUGAGCACAGUCAAUUGACACCUCAAGGAGUGGAUGGGAAAGAGUUCCCAGAGCCCCACCUUGGCCGGUGGUUCUUUAUCGCAGGGGCAGCUCCCACCAAGGAGGAGUUGGCGACUUUUGACCCUGUGGACAACAUUGUCUUCAACAUGGCUGCGGGAUCUGCCCCCAUGCAGCUCCAGCUUCAAGCUACCAUCCGCACGAAGAAUGGGCUGUGUGUGCCCCGGAAAUGGAUCUACUACCUGUCUGAAGGGAGCACAGAUCUCAGAACUGAAGGCCGCCCUGACAUGAAGACCAAACUCUUCUCCAGCUCAUGCCCAGGCGGAAUCAUGCUGAAAGAGACAGGCCAGGGUUACCAGCGCUUCCUUCUCUACAAUCGCUCACCACACCCCCCUGAGAAGUGUGUGGAGGAAUUCCAGUCCCUGACCUCCUGCCUGGACUUUAAGGCCUUCUUACUGACUCCCAGGAAUCAAGAGGCCUGCGAGCUGUCCAGUAACUGACCUGUGGCUUCAUCUGUACCCCCAGAUGGAUACAAUAGAAGCUGACAUUGUAGUAGGGGAGAAGCUGGAAAAUCCCAACUCCCUUUCAAGGGUAAUAAAGGUUUUUCAAUCCUCAUCUAA